Microplitis demolitor is the source of this 2593-nucleotide messenger RNA. Its product is annotated as kelch domain-containing protein 10 homolog. Gene Ontology annotation, biological process: positive regulation of stress-activated MAPK cascade. The record is from RefSeq and is a predicted model, not a curated record. The coding region runs from base 272 to 1336 and encodes 354 amino acids. Gene Ontology annotation, molecular function: protein binding. The transcript has 4 exons. NCBI's taxonomy places the organism in Eukaryota, Metazoa, Arthropoda, Insecta, Hymenoptera, Braconidae.
UCUCGAUGUUAAAAAUAAAUUUUGAAAUUCAAAUUUCGGCUGACUUCAAUUUGAUCAAUUUUUUACGUUUUCAUAUUUGUAUUGUAAUUAAAAUUUUAAUUUAUGAUUAAUUAAUUAACUAAUUAAUUGAGAAUCUAGUGUUAUGUAAUUAAGUGUAAAAAAUUAUUUUUAAAUACAUUAUCAUAAUCCAUCGAAAAUCCGUAUAUUUUUUGUAUACAAAUUUAAACAUAUGAAAUAAUUUUUGUAAUAUUUUACAUCCAUAAAUGUAAAGAUGUAUGUUUUUAAACCAUACGCAUUUACUGAAAAUAACAAUAAUAAUAAUAACGAUAAUAUUGAAAACCCAAUUGGCAGAGUUUGUCCAAUAAUAAAUUGUAAUGAUAAAUAUUUAUAUUCAUAUUGUGGUUCAAGCGGUCAUGGUGGUAUUGAAUCAAGUAAUUCAUUAUUAGAAAACGACGAAAUAUGGAAACAAAAUCGUCCAUAUUUUCGUGAGCUAUGGAAGUAUAAUUUAUCAACACAACAAUGGCAACGUUUUAAUAAUCAAUUACAAUUGCCAACUAAAAAAAUAAUUAUAUUCGCAACGUACUUUACACACGAUAAAUUAAUUUUAUGUGGAAAUAAAAAUUUAUCAAACAAUAAUGAUAAUGAAAAUUAUGAUGAUAACAAUAAUAAUUAUCCGAUGUAUAUAUGUGAUUUAAUAACUGGUGAUAUUGAUGAAUAUAAUACAACAGGUUCAGUACCUCAAUUAGAUUAUCAUCAGAAUUUUAUACGUGAUAAUAAUUAUUUGUACACACUUGGUUCCGGUUAUUUUUUUGAUGUACACAGAAUCGAAAUUACAACACGUAAAUGGGAAUGUGUUUAUAGAUGUUGCCGUAAAAAUUUAUUAAACGAUCCACCGGUUAGAAUCGGGCUUACAUCUAUUAUUGAUGAUAAAAAAAUUUAUAUUUUUGGCGGCAUUACUGACUUUGAUUUAGAACCACCACUCAGGGAAAUUACGGUAUUUGAUAUCAAAUUGAAUUGUUGGAAUAUUUUACAAACAAUUGGCGAUGAUGAUAAUACACCAUCAUUUCCAACAGACAGAAGUUGUUCUAGUGUAGCACAUUAUAAAAAUUAUAAAAAUGGCGAAUCAAGUGUUAUUUUAUCGGGUGGUGGUAAAACAAAUAAAUUAUUAGAUGAUAUUUGGGAGCUUAAUUUAAAAACUUUACAGUGGAACUGUUUAAGUAAAUUUAAUGCUGUUUUACCACGCCCUGUUAGUAAUCACUCGAUGUCUGUUACACCCAGUGGUAAAUUGUAUUCAUUUGGUGGAUAUGUCAGAGAUUCUGAAAAAAAGGGUUCUUAAUGCCGAAAAAAUUUUGAAUUAUUAUUUAAAAUAUUAAGACGUAUCAAAAAUAAUAAUUUUAAGUACUAGUAAUAAAAUUUACUCUUAUGUAACUCAUGCAGAAGACUACGCUGCUAACCCGCUCAAGUCAACCUAAUAAAAUUUUAUAUUAAAAUACAAUCCUUUUUGAUUAGUCGAAAGAGUGGUUUAAUAUAUAUUAAAACACUCACUUUUCUUUUAAACCGCUGAAUUCGAGUGAAAUGGGAGGAACAUAUUCCUAAAUACUCAAUAAUUCAAGUCAAUAACUAAUCUAUCACCUUAUGAGCAUGUGUAAAUCAAGAAAACUUCAGCUAAAUUUGAUAACCUUAGAUAUCUCUAUUAAUUGAUACGACAUUACACCAAAGAUGACUUUUUUUUAUCAAGUUAAGUUUUAUAAGUGAAUAUAGUAUUAAAUAAAGUAUCCAAUUUUAUAAAGUAUAAGUUUUUUUAAAAAAUAAUAAAACUAUUUUAAACCAUACCUGCACCGAGAGUUUAAAUUCCAGCCCUGUUUAGAGGGAAGAAAGUCGUUCUUUUCUUUAAUGAGAAAAAAAAAUGAUCAGAACAUACGUCAUUCUUCCCGCAGAGGCAAAAAUUGAAAUUUUCAGGUACAGAUCUGGUGAAAAAUUGUAUUCAAACCAUGGAGAAAGGUAUGAUAUCCCAAUCCGCGUGUUUGCCACUUAUGCUCUAGUGACAUAAUAGAGUAUUAUACCGAUGACACAUGAUGUAUAAGAUACUAUUUAUUUCCUUUAUUGAAUUUAUAAUUAUAAAUUAAUUAUUAUUUAUUAGAUAAGGAAGAUUUAAAAAUUGAUCGGUUAUUUUAGAAUAUCAACAAAUAAUAAUAAAAUGCAAACAACAAUGGACACGAAUGCUCCGGAUACUUCAAACAAUUCAAUAAAAUUAAAAGAUAUUUACAACAAUGAAACACGUAAAGGCAUACUGCGAUAUUUAACUUAUUUAUGGAUUCGUUACAAUAAUAAAAACCGUGAUGAACAAAAAGCUAACGAAAAUAUAAAUUUACCAAUGGACAUUAGUUUCUAAUUGAAUAAUUAAUUACAUUAAAUAAAAAUAAAUUUAUAUACAAUUGUAUGAUUAUAAUAAAUAAAAUUUACUUACUGCUGUUGUUUAGAUAAUUAUUAAACAUAAUUAAAAAAUAAAUUAAGGUAAAAGUCCCUAUACCCGCUCACUUUUCAUUGAAGUGAGAUUAAAUCAUUCAAUACAAAUUAAUAAAUAAAAUGUAAA